This is a messenger RNA of Cordyceps fumosorosea ARSEF 2679, 669 nucleotides long. RefSeq lists its product as hypothetical. The record is from RefSeq and is a predicted model, not a curated record. Gene Ontology annotation, biological process: iron-sulfur cluster assembly. Bases 1 to 669 code for a protein of 222 amino acids. The transcript is spliced from 2 exons. NCBI's taxonomy places the organism in Eukaryota, Fungi, Ascomycota, Sordariomycetes, Hypocreales, Cordycipitaceae.
AUGUCACCCGCCGCGCUCGAUAACGCCAACCCGACGGUCCUCAGCGCCUCGGAGCUGCCCACGCGCAAGCAUAAGAUCGUCCCCCGCCGGGGCCCCGACUCCAAGUACGCCGACAUCAUCUUUGCGCGGCCGCCGUACCUGUCGAGCCCGUUUUGCGGCGACGACUACGGCGCGGCCGUGGCCUGGCCCCGCGCCGGCGGCGGCGGCGCCGAUGCCGGCCUCCUCGACUAUGACGACGAUGCCGCUCCGGAACCGAUUGACGAGCAAGAAAUCUAUGACCUCAUCUCUACCAUCACCGACCCCGAACAUCCCGUCUCGCUCGGCCAGCUGUCCGUCAUCAACCUCGCCGACAUUCAUCUGACGCCACCGCCGCCGUCGUUUUCCUCCGCUGCGUCGGCGGCGGCACCGCCGCUGGUCGACGUCUUCGUCGAGAUCACCCCGACCAUCACGCACUGCUCGCUGGCGACGAUCCUCGGUCUCGCCGUGCGGGUGCGCCUCGAGCGCGCGCUGCCGCCCAACUACCGCGUCGACGUGCGCUGCAAGGAGAGCACGCACGUGCAGGACGACCAGGUCAACAAGCAGCUCGCGGACAAGGAGCGCGUGGCCGCGGCGCUCGAGAACGACUCCCUCCGGGGCGUGCUGGACAAGAUGCUGGAGACGUGCUACUGA